This is a messenger RNA of Aspergillus mulundensis, 1443 nucleotides long. RefSeq lists its product as uncharacterized. Gene Ontology annotation, cellular component: vacuolar membrane. Lineage: Eukaryota; Fungi; Ascomycota; Eurotiomycetes; Eurotiales; Aspergillaceae. The coding region runs from base 1 to 1443 and encodes 480 amino acids. Gene Ontology annotation, molecular function: amino acid transmembrane transporter activity. The record is from RefSeq and is a predicted model, not a curated record. Gene Ontology annotation, biological process: amino acid transmembrane transport. The transcript is spliced from 5 exons.
AUGUCUCAAGAGCACAAGAUGAAGCCCGAACAUGAACCCGAGGACCCAGCUCUCGGCCAGGUCCCCUCCGUGCUGGCAGAGGGCGAAGUCACGGCCCAUCCGGCCACAGCCCACGACGACGUCUUCGGUGAGAUCUCUGAAAAUGGGCCAAACUAUCGUGAUGUUGGCUGGCUCGGCACCGUCGCGCUCAUGAUGAAGACGCAAAUCGGCCUAGGUGUCCUCUCCAUCCCGUCUGCAUUCGACACACUCGGCCUUAUCCCAGGCAUGAUCUGUAUGCUGGUCAUUGCGGCUAUAACCACCUGGUCGGACUACAUGAUCGGUGUCUUCAAGUUGAAUCACCGUGAGGUCUACUCCAUUGCUGAUGCCGGUGGUCUGAUGUUUGGGAAGCCGGGGAAGGCGUUCUUUGGGGGGGCGUAUGUUCUCUACUGGAUCUUCGUCGCCGGCUCCGGAAUGCUGAGCAUCUCGAUCGGCCUGAACGCCGUCUCCACGCACGGUGCCUGCACCGCUAUCUUCGUGGCCGUUGCAGCCAUCAUCGGCUUUACCUUUGGCAGUAUCCGCACUCUGGGCAAGCUGGGCUUCCCUGCCUGGGUUGGAUUGACUUGCAUUCUCACAGCCAUCUUCACCGUCACAAUCGCAGUAGGCGUGCAAGACCGCCCCUCCGAAGCGCCGCAAACAGACACCCCCUGGAAAUCCGACUUCAAGGUCAUCGGCAACCCCUCCUUCACCGAGGCCAUCACCGCCGUGUCCUCGCUCAUCUUCGCCUACUGCGGCACCCCAGCCUUCUUCGCGAUCGUCUCGGAGAUGCGUGAUCCCAGCUACUACACGCGCAGCCUGAUGAUCUGCCAGUCCGGCGUCACGGCAAUCUACAUCACCAUCGGGACGGUCGUGUACUAUUUCUGCGGGAGCUAUGUUGCGUCGCCGGCGCUGGGGUCCGCGGGCCCGAUGGUCAAGAAGGUGGCGUAUGGGUUUGCGUUGCCUGGGUUGAUUGUGACGACGAUGCUUGUUAUUCAUCUCCCCGCCAAAAUCAUCUUCAUCCGCCUCCUCCGCGGCUCGCGCCACCUGACCUCCAACACCCUCACGCACUGGGGCACCUGGCUCGCCUGCACAUUCGGCAUCACAAUCGUCGCGUACAUCAUCGCCAGCGCGAUCCCCGUGUUCGACGGCCUGGUUAGUCUUGUGGGUGCACUUUUGGGCACGCUCAUGUCGUUCCAGCCGAUGGGGUGCAUGUGGCUGUACGACAACUGGAAGAGGGGGAAGAGCGAGACGGGCAGAGGCAGGAGUAUGUGGAUUGCCAUGGUUGUCUGGGCGAGCUUUGUCAUUGUCAUCGGCACGUUCUGUAUGGUUGCUGGGACUUAUGGGAGUGUUGUUGGUGUGGUUGAUAGUUAUCGGGCGACUGGGGGGUCGGGGGCUUGGAGUUGUCAGGAUAAUUCGGGGAGUACUUGA